Messenger RNA from Triticum turgidum subsp. durum (durum wheat), 1542 nucleotides. Lineage: Eukaryota; Viridiplantae; Streptophyta; Magnoliopsida; Poales; Poaceae. The record is from the annotation of a GenBank genome assembly.
AUGGACACUCCCCUAAGUAUUUUGAAGGACAUUUUUGGACUGGCUCUCAAAAUCAAGGAGGCGGUGAAUGCGGUUCGCCAGAAUAAGGAGGUUUGCCUUGAGAUCAGAAAACGCGUGAACACGCUGCAUGCUAUCCUGUCGUGCCUCACGAAAUCGGAGAUGCUGAUGCAUCCGGCCAUGAGCGAGGCACUUCAGAUCCUCCAAGGCACCCUCUCUCGGGCUCUCCACCUUGUCAUGGCCUGCCACGAGGAGAAGAACGUCAUCUCCAAAAUCUUUUCGGCCACUAGCUUGUCCAAAGACUUGCAUCAGGUGAACAAGGAUAUCAUAGAGGACAUGGCCAUCGCAAACUUUGGCAACACUGUCCACAACACCAUCAUGCUCAGUAAGCACGCUCAACAUGAGGCUCCACUAAAGGAGGAAACAGAUUCUUCCGUCGGAAAGGAGCAAAUAGAUUCUGCAGUAGAAAGCGCGGCUGCUUCCAUGUCAUCAGGGUUCAAAUGGUACAUUUUGUCUGAGCUGGAGAAGGCUACAGAUAACUUUUCAGAAGAAAAUGUGAUUUGGAAAUGUGGCAGUGUUACCAUCUACCAGGGUAAAUUACCCGAUGAAUGCCAAGUUGCCAUCAAAGUCUACAGUGACGAACAGUUCAGUACUUGUAGAGAACAACGUAACAAUGAUGUUCGUUUCGCAGCAGAGCUUAUGCAUAAAAAUAUAGUGAAACUGCUGGGAUGUUGCUAUACUGGUACCGGAGGACUCUUUUUGCAAGUUUAUGUACACGCGCACUACCGAAGCUUAUCGGACUACAUGAAUGGCCGUAUGAGAGCAUUGGUCCCUCGCCCCACUCAGAGGGGUUUAAACGUAAGCCCUGAAACCCAAAAGCUGUCCUGGCCAAGGUGUUUCAAAAUUAUCCAAGGGAUUGCCCAAGGUGUACUUUAUCUGCACGAUCACUGCGGACUGCGCAUCAUCCAUCUUGAUUUGAAGCCGAGCAAUAUCCUCUUGGAUCAAGGGUUUAAUCCCAGGAUUGAUGAUUUUAGCAUCUCCCAGAUGUUACCUGAAUCGAAGGACAAAGGAGUAGUUGCUUCAGUAACAGCUACUUGGGGUUUUGCGGCUCCAGAAUAUGUUCACUCUCUUUGUUUCUCAGCCAAGAGUGACGUGCACAGCUAUGGCGUCCUCCUCCUUGAGCUCGUUACUGGAGUGAGCUGCGAUCAGGCGAACGAGAGUUACAACCCUCUAACUGCGUCGGUAUGGAAGCUAUGGAAAAGUGAGAGGCUGGACGAGUGUAUCGAUCCAGGGUUACGUGAUGUAGUAUCAGAAUCACAGAUUGACGAGAUGAGAAGGUGCAUCCACAUUGCUUUGCUCUGUGUUGAAGAGGAUCCGGCACGUAGGCCCACCAUGAAUCGUGUCGUCUGGAUGCUGAGCGAUAACAGGCUGAAUUUGCCUAAACCUGAGAAGCCAUCUUACAGUACACCACCUUUAGGUAUCCUCAAACAAAAAUAUUUAAAAAAAAAAAUCACACCACCGUUAGGCACAGGCACAGCUCUGUAG